UCUUAUGUUCUUGUGCUCGUAAAGCAAAGCAGAUACACACAGCAUCAGUCUGUGAUCCCAGGAGACAAAUCAGAGGGUAUUACCCUCCCUUAUAACUCUCCAUUUACAGAGGGGAAUGCAUUAGCAGCCCUGUCUGUCCUUGUUGGACAUUUCACUGCCUCCCCAGAACUCUCAUCACUAGUCUGUAAGAGGCUGCGGGGACCCAACUGUACCACAGGGAGGAUGGAGUGAAGCAGCUCGGAUACAUUAGUGUGCAGAGAAGGAACAAACCCAUGGCUGUGAGAAAGGGAAAACUGGAUUAAUUCAAUCACUGUUUCACCCUCUGUGAUUGCAACAAGGCAGAAUGGGUGUGCUUAUGUCCAAGAGGCAGACAGUGGAGCAAGUGCAGAAGGUCAGCAUAGCUGUGUCUGCAUUCAAGGAUGGGAUAAAAGAGCGUCCUGCAGUCAAGAGGAAAUCUGAGGGUUGCAUCAGAAAAGGAAGCAAAGCUGACAUGCUGAACCAAGUACUGGAAGAAGCCCAGGAGGGUGAAUCUAACACAGCUUCUCCAUGCCAUACCCAGCCACGACAGGAGAACCCUAUCAACCAGGCUGCGUGGGAGAGACUGCGGGAUGGGCGAGGCGUUGAGCCAGAGGAGUUUGACAAAUCCAGUAGAUUCACCCCACCUGCCUUCAUCAGGCCGACACGAGCACUCAAUGAUGAUGACCCUUUGGAAAUCAGCCUGGAGCAACGGGAGGAGGUCACUAAUGAUGAGAUGUGUGAGAUCUGUGAGGUGUGGACAGCCGAGAGCCUCUUUCCCUGUAGAAUAUGCUCCAGAGUCUUUCAUGACGGCUGCCUAAGGCGCAUGGGCUAUCUUGCCAAUGACAACGCUCUAGAGGUGACGGAGAUGGCUCAUACUGAGAUCGGCUGGAGUUGCUACUAUUGUGACAAUCUUAAUUUGCUGCUGACAGAAGAGGAGACGUACAGUCUUAUGGAAACGUUCAGCCAGUGCAAAGUAAUCCCAGAUUGUCCUCUGACGCUGGAUGACUUCUUGCAUUAUAAGCACCUGGUAAACAGACGGCUACAGGAAAAGCAGCUGAGCGAUGAUAUUGAGGAGUCAGCAACACUGCAGUUCUCUUUCAUGGAUCCAGAGAAGAAGGGGCACGUGGAAUGGGGGGACUUCCUCUCUCAUGAGUCCAUCUGUCUGCUUCAAAAACUACGCAGUCAGAAUUCCUUACUGCGUUUGCUCUCAGCUAAAGAAAGGGAUCAAGCACGCUCCACCUUCCAGUCUCUUGACCAAGACAAUGAUCAACUGAUUAGUGGCAGUGAGUGCAGGAGAGCCCAGCAUGGCUGGUUCCGAAAGCAGUCUAAAGAGACCGUCUCAUGUAAUGUCAGUAUUAGCCAUGUGGGGCCGAUGUCAGAGAGCAGUCCUGCCAGCAGCGCCAGUGGAAAAAGCCAAGGAAAGACCCAGCUGACCACAGAACCAGAAGAGGGCAGACAAGUGAACUGGGAAACUUUCUUGAAGCAAAGCGUCAUCUAUAUUCUUGCAGCACGCCCAAAUAGCUCUGCCAUUCACCUGAAGCCAUCUGUAUAGAAACCGUGAGAAUAAAAACAGGGGUUACCCAUAAGCCUGAUGACGCAUGAUGUAUGGACAGAAGGAUGGAAUAUCUGAUGAUAACAAUGUUCCCUGCAUAGUCUGCAUAGUUGGUCUAGAUGACCUGGACACUGCACAAAGCUAUUUGCCCUAUACAAAAAUGUCUUCCCCCUUUUCCCUUUGCUAAAUGACUAUAUUUUUAUUAGAUUGCAAGUUUCAUGCUCUAAAUAAAGCCAAGGAUUAAUGCAGAUAUAAGUGACAAAGUUCUGAAGAAACUGAAGAUUUGGUAUAACCAAGACUGUGUGGAUCUGGAGGCUAAAGUCACUUCAGGUCUAUAAUCGCACACCAGAAAAACGUCAAACAGGGUCAUGAGCAACCUAAUAUAUGGAAGGCGCCAAAGAGCUGUGAUUUUGUCUUGGUUGGGGUGGGACUGGCUUUAGUGUAGAGAAGACAUCAUAAUGACCAUGACCUGGAUAUGUGGUCACUGUAUUCUCCUGUAUAGUAAUUAUCCUUAAAUGCUGACUUUGGGGUAUUGCUGAACAAAACAUAUUUAAUUCUGGAGUACAUUUGAGUUUGGUUUGUGAUAUUUUCAUGUUUGUAACUGCUAUCUUCCACAGUUUUAACAUUCACAAGAAUUGAUAUAAUUCACUGUAUUCAAUAAGAAGAUCAAAGUGUGCUCAUUGUUGACUUUUUAGUAGGAUCACAAUGAAUUGCAGCAACAUUUUAAUACCCUCUGUUUUUAUGGGUUGUGGCUAUAGCAAUGCUGUGACAUAUUAAAGGAGCAGGGUUUAAUAAGCAUUGACAGUUACACUUGUGAUGAUAUUUUUCUUACUGUCUUCAUUUGAGCUAAUGUAUUCUAUUGGAUGAUACAUCUUCUACAAGAAAAGUUAAAUGACACUAACACGAACUUGUCUUUGUCUGAAAAACAUUAUAGUCUUUUAUCUAAUCUGGCCUAUAAAGAUAACUAUUUAUACCAA
Molecule: messenger RNA, 2547 nt
Organism: Bombina bombina (fire-bellied toad)
Lineage: Eukaryota; Metazoa; Chordata; Amphibia; Anura; Bombinatoridae
Gene: PHF24
Product: PHD finger protein 24
Exons: 8
Coding region: 344-1570 (408 amino acids)
Source: RefSeq, a predicted model, not a curated record